GCUCCGAGGUCUCCGCGUUCCCGGGGGGGUCUCCACGCUCCGGGGUCUCCGCGUUCCCGGGGGUGUCUCCGCGCUCCGAGGUCUCCGCGCUUGGGGGGGUGUCUCCGCGCUCCCGGGGGUUCUCCGCGCUCCGGGGCUCUCCGCGCUCCUGGGGGGGGGGGGAGUCUCCGCGCUCCGAGGUCUCCGCGCUCCCGGGGGUUCUCCGCGCUCCGGGGGUCUCCGCGCUCCGGGUCUCGCUCUGGGUCCCAGCUGCUUCGAGGUCUGCACGGGACGAACCCAGAGAGAAGAGACUGUGAGAGCCAGGGGAGGGGCAGAGGCAGAGGGAGAGAGAAAAUCUUAAGCAGAUUCCACUGUAAUCACAGAACCUGAAGGGGGGCUCAAUCUCAAGAUUGCGAGAUCAUGACCUGAGCCCAAGUCAAGAGUCACGUGCUAACUGACUGAGCCACCCAGGUGCCCCUCAGGUCAGCAUCUUAAGCAGGACUCCCCCUGCUUGAAGGGCGGCACUGAGAGAGAGGUGGGUGCCCUGGAUCCUGAUCGCCUCCUGCCAGGAAGACACAUGUAGCCAAAGAUGAAUGUGGGCAAAGCCAUCCCUCGCUCCCUUAGCCAUGGAAAAGCAGAGUCACGGUGAGAUGGGGAUGAUCCCAUCAGAGUCUCACUCCCACGUUAAAUUGCUGAAAAUCAACCGGGAACUUCUGGUCACUCACAUCCGCAACACCCAGUGUCUGGUGGACAACCUGCUGGAGAAUGACUACUUCUCUUCCGAAGAUGCGGAGAUCGUGGGUGCCUGCCCCACGCAGCCCGACAAGGUCCGCAAAAUUCUGGACCUGGUACAGAGCAAGGGUGAAGAAGCAUCUGAGUUCCUCCUCUACGUGCUCCAACAACUCGAAGACGCUUAUGUGGAUCUCAGGCCUUGGCUGUCGGAGAUUGGCUUCUCCCCGUCAGAGCUUAUUCAGAGCAAAGUUGUCGUCAACACCGACCCAGUAAGCAGGUACACGGAGAAGCUGCGACAGCAACUGGGCCGGGAUUCCAAGUUCGUCUUGUGCUACGCCCAGAAGGAGGAGCUGCUGCUGGAGGAGAUGUACACCGACACCAUCGCGGAGCUGGUGGGCCUCAAGGACGAGAGCCUGGGCCCUCUGGGCAGCCUGGCCUGCCUCCUGGACCGCUCCAGCGGCGUCCUCAGUGAGCAGGGCGAGACCAUCUUCAUCUGCGGCGACGCGGGCGUGGGCAAGUCCAUGCUGCUGCAGCGGCUGCAGAGCCUGUGGGCCGCGCGGCGGCUGGACGCCCAGUUCAAGUUCUUCUUCCACUUCCGCUGCCGCGUGUUCAGCUGCUUCAAGGAGGGCGACGCGCUGUGCCUGCAGGACCUGCUCUUCAAGCAUUACUGCUACCCGGAGCACGACCCCGACGAGGUGUUCGCCUUCCUGCUGCGCUGCCCGCACGCGGCCCUCUUCACCUUCGACGGCCUGGACGAGCUGCACUCGGACUUCGACCUGAGCGGCGCACCUGACACCUCCUCCCCCUGGGAGCCCGCCCACCCGCUGGUCCUGCUGGCCAACCUGCUCAGCGGGAAGCUGCUCAAGGGCGCCGCCAAGCUGCUCACGGCCCGCACGGGCGUCGAGAUCCCGCGCCAGCUCCUCCGCAAGAAGGUGCUUCUGCGCGGCUUCUCCCCCAGCCACCUGCGGGCCUACGCCCGGAGGAUGUUCCCCGACCGGGCGAUGCAGCAGCACCUGCUGGCCCAGCUGGAGGCCAACCCCAACCUCUGCAGCCUGUGCGCCGUGCCCCUCUUCUGCUGGAUCAUCUUCCGCUGUUUCCAGCACUUCCACAGCGUGUGGGACAGCACGGCGCAGCUGCCCAGCCGCACGGUGACCCUGACCGAUGUCUUCCUGCUGGUCACCGAGGUCCACCUGAACAGGACGCAGCCCACCAGCCUGGUGCAGCGGAACACGCGGAGCCAGGUGGAGACCUUCCGCGCCGGCCGGGGCACCUUGCGCUCGUUGGGGCAGGUGGCCCACGGGGGCAUGGAGAAGAGCCUCUUUGUCUUUGGCCAGGAGGAGGUGCAGGCGGCCGAGUUUCAGGAGGGGGAGCUGCAGCUGGGCUUCCUGCGGGCCGUGCCAGAGCCGGGCGUGGGCGGCGACCAGCAGUCUUACGAGUUUUUUCACAUCACCCUCCAGGCCUUCUUUACCGCCUUCUUUCUCGUGGUGGACGACCAGGUGGGCACUCAGCAGCUGCUCAGGUUCUUUCAGGAGUGGGCGCCUCCCGGGGAGGCGGGAGCAGAGUCCUGCUAUCCCCCUCUCCUCCCCUUCCAGUGCCUGAAGGGCGGUGGCCUGGCGGGGGAAGACCCCUUCAAGAACAAGGAUCACUUUCAGUUCACUAACCUCUUCCUGUGCGGCCUGUUGUCCAAGGCCAAGGAGAAACUCCUGCGGCACCUGGUGCCCCCCGCUGCCCUGCGCAGAAAGCGCAGGGCCCUGUGGGCACACCUGCUUGCCAGCCUGCGGGCCCACCUGAAGAACCUGCCCCGAACUCAGUCCGGGGGCUUCAGCCAAGUACAGGCCAUGCCCACCUUCAUCUGGAUGCUGCGCUGCAUCUACGAGACCCAGAGCGAGAAGGUGGGCCGGCUGGCGGCCAAGGGCAUCUGCGCCAACUACCUCAAGCUGACCUACUGCAACGCGUGCUCGGCCGACUGCAGCGCCCUCUCCUUCGUCCUGCACCACUUCCGCAAGCGGCUUGCCCUCGACCUGGACAACAACAAUCUCAACGACUACGGCGUGCGGGAGCUGCAGCCCUGCUUCAGCCGCCUCACCGUCCUCAGACUCAGCGUAAACCAGAUCACUGACAGUGGGGUAAAGGUGCUAUAUGAAGAGCUGACCAAAUACAAAAUUCUGACGUUCUUAGGCCUGUACAGCAACCAGAUCACGGAUGUGGGAGCCAGGUACGUCGCCAGAAUCCUGGAUGAGUGCAAAGGCCUCACACACCUGAAGCUGGGGGAGAACAAGAUAACGAGCGAAGGGGGAAAGUGCCUCGCCCUGGCCGUGAGGAACAGCAGCUCCAUCUUAGAAAUCGGGAUGUGGGGUAACAGAAUCGGUGAUGAAGGAGCAAAGGCCUUUGCAGAGGCUCUGAGGAACCACCCCAGUCUGACCAACCUCAGUCUUGCAUUCAACGGCAUCUCCACAGAAGGAGGAAAGAGCCUCGCACAGGCCCUGCAGCAGAACACCUCUCUGAGAAUAUUCUGGCUCACCAAAAAUGAACUUGAUGAUGAAGUGGCAGAGAGCUUGGCAGAGAUGUUGAAAGUCAACCAGACAUUGAAACAUUUGUGGCUUAUCCAGAACCAGAUCACAGCCAAGGGGAUUGCCCAGCUGGCGGAUGCCUUACAGAAGAACACUGGCAUAAUGGAGAUUUGCCUAAAUGGAAACUUGAUAAAGCCAGAGGAGGCCAAAGUCUUUGAAGAUGAGAAGAGGAUUAUCUGCUUCUGAGAGGCCACUUCUAUGUGGGGGGUCCGGGAGAGCCUGCUGCCUCGAUGACCCAGAUGAGCCU
This is a messenger RNA of Nyctereutes procyonoides (raccoon dog), 3528 nucleotides long. It is a transcript of the gene NOD1, whose product is annotated as nucleotide binding oligomerization domain containing 1. The transcript is spliced from 14 exons. Lineage: Eukaryota; Metazoa; Chordata; Mammalia; Carnivora; Canidae. The record is from RefSeq and is a predicted model, not a curated record. Bases 573 to 3467 code for a protein of 964 amino acids. Gene Ontology annotation, molecular function: protein binding. Gene Ontology annotation, biological process: regulation of apoptotic process.